AAAACCUCAUGUCUCAAUCUUUCACAUACCAAAACUAUAUAAUAUAUUCAUAAAUCAAAUAUAUAUUAUUUUGUUUAUAUAUAUAAAAAAAAAUUCUCCACCUUUUUUCUCUGUCAAGUCCAUGGAAGGUCAAGAAAGAGAAGGAACUUGAAUUGAGGUCAGUGUCCAUUCUUCAUUUGUUUAUUUUAUCUUUAAACAAAAAAUGAAGUCACUUUCUUGAAUCAAGGAAAACAUGAAGGCUGGGAAAUUUCGCUCUAAAUUUAUGUUCAUGAAGUUCUAUUCUGGUUCAAUGGCUUAUUUCCUUUUUGUCAUAGCUAUUCUUUUACCUUGCGCUAUUGCGGAUCUUAAUUCCGACAAGCAGGCCCUUCUUGAUUUUAUCAAUGCUGUGCCGCAUCGUCGAAACCUGAUGUGGAAUGCAUCCGCCUCAAUCUGUACAUCUUGGGUUGGCAUUACUUGCAAUGAAGAUAGAACUCGGGUUGCUAGUGUCCGGCUCCCUGGAGUCGGACUAGUUGGCUCGAUUCCGUCAAACACACUCGGAAAGCUAGAUGCUGUUAAAAUAAUCAGCCUUCGUUCCAACCUGCUCGGUGGAAACCUGCCGGCUGACAUUGCUUCGCUUCCGUCUCUUCAGUAUCUCUACCUCCAGCAUAAUAACUUUUCCGGAGAUAUUCCUACCUCGUUGUCACCUCAACUAGUUGUUCUUGAUUUGUCUUAUAAUUCUUUCGCCGGAAGAAUUCCGAAGGCGUUACAAAAUUUGACAGAACUGAGUAGUUUGAAUCUCCAAAACAACUCGCUAUCUGGAAGCAUACCAAAUCUCAAUCUUACCAAGCAUGGUCAUUUGAACUUAAGCUACAACAAUUUGAGUGGACCUAUCCCUUCAAAUCUCCGUAUUUAUCCUAAUUCGUCGUUUGAAGGAAACUCUGGUUUAUGCGGAUUGCCUCUAAAGCCAUGUUCUACAGUUCCACCUCCUCCUGCCUUGACUCCUACUCCAUCAUCUGCUCCGGGAAAAGGCAGCUCCAAAAAUAAAUUGAGUAAGGUAGCUAUCAUCGCCAUUGCGGUUGGUGGAGCCAUGCUGCUAUUUUUUGUAGUUCUUGUUAUUGUUCUUUGCUGUUUGAAGAAAGACGGUGAUGAUGAUGGAGGCUCUAGAGAAGUUAAAACGAAGGGUCCUAGUGGUGGCGGCGGUGGUGGUAGAGGCGAGAAGCCGAAAGAAGAGUUUGGUAGUGGAGUGCAAGAACCUGAGAAGAAUAAGUUGGUUUUCUUUGAGGGAAGUUCUUAUAAUUUUGAUCUCGAAGACUUGCUGAGAGCUUCAGCUGAAGUUCUUGGAAAAGGUAGCUAUGGUACCUCAUAUAAGGCUAUAUUGGAGGAGUCUAUGACAGUUGUGGUGAAAAGGCUGAAAGAAGUUGUGGUUGGCAAAAAGGAAUUUGAACAACAGAUGGAAAUUAUGGGAAGGGUUGGACAACACCCGAACGCCAUACCGCUUCGUGCUUAUUACUAUUCGAAAGAUGAAAAGCUUCUGGUUUAUGACCAUGUCCCUGCUGGCAACCUAUCCACACUCUUGCAUGGCAGUCGAGGAGGCGGAAGAAAUCCAUUAGAUUGGGAAUCGAGAGUAAAAAUAUCCCUUGGAACUGCGAGAGGAGUCGCGCACAUUCAUUCUGUCGGCGGUCCAAAGUUCACACAUGGAAAUAUCAAGUCUUCAAACGUCCUCCUCAACCAAGAUAACGACGGCUGCAUUUCUGAUUUCGGCCUAACCUCACUUAUGAAUGUUCCUGCAAACCCUUCUAGAGCUGCAGGUUACCGCGCUCCCGAGGUGAUUGAAACCCGAAAGCACUCUCAUAAAUCAGACGUCUACAGCUUUGGUGUUCUCCUCCUAGAGAUGCUCACAGGGAAAGCGCCUCUUCAAUCACCAGGUCGCGACGAUAUGGUUGAUCUCCCUAGAUGGGUCCAAUCCGUCGUUCGGGAGGAAUGGACAGCCGAGGUUUUCGACGUCGAGCUAAUGAGCUACCAAAACAUCGAAGAAGAAAUGGUGCAAAUGUUGCAAAUAGCCAUGGCAUGUGUGGCGAAAAUGCCUGAUAUGAGACCAAACAUGGACGAAGUGGUGAGAAUGAUCGAAGAAAUCCGGCUAUCUGACUCAGAGAACCGACCAUCUUCGGAAGAGAAUAAAUCUAAGGACUCAAAUGUUCAAACUCCUUAGAUUGAUUAACUAUGGUCUUUUUUUCUUAACAAGGUAUAUAAGAGUGCAUGCUUAGACAUGAAGGUUUCUUAAACUUUAUUCAUUUCAAACCUUUUCUAUGUCCAAUUGUUCAAUAUUUCUCAUAGAUGGAGUUCCUUUAGUUAUUUAUUUUCUUUGAAUGAAUUCUUAUGUAUUAAUUAACAUCAUGAUUCAAUUGAUGAUCUUGAUUCUAGUACAAUUUCU
Vicia villosa (hairy vetch) is the source of this 2410-nucleotide messenger RNA. Its product is annotated as probable inactive receptor kinase At5g58300. Gene Ontology annotation, molecular function: ATP binding; protein kinase activity; protein binding. Lineage: Eukaryota; Viridiplantae; Streptophyta; Magnoliopsida; Fabales; Fabaceae. Gene Ontology annotation, biological process: protein phosphorylation. The coding region runs from base 233 to 2188 and encodes 651 amino acids. The transcript is spliced from 3 exons. The record is from RefSeq and is a predicted model, not a curated record.